AUGGCGCCCGUCUCAGGGACCGUAGCAACGGUGAUUACGGCGCUGACGGCGGCCUUCAGGACCUCCGGCCCCGCUCUGCAAGAGCAAGCGCAGCAGCAGCAUCUCCUGGCCGAGCUCGACUACGGGAACUUUCAGGGCGCCAACUCGGACCAGUACAACAUCUCGUACUGGCAGAAGAUCCCCUAUGCGGCGCCUCCCGUGGGAGAGAACCGGUUCCGGGGACCGCAGCCCCCGGCGGCUGUGGAUGGCGUCGUUUACGAUUCUAGCCAGCCGUUUGAUAUGUGCCCUCAGAGGACGGUGAACGGUUCCGAAGACUGCCUGUAUCUCGGCCUCUACUCCCGCCCCUGGAUCAAGGGCCAACCCCUGAAGCCCGUUGUCGUUACCUUUUACGGCGGCGGCUUCAUCCAGGGGUCGGCCUACUUCGGCAUCCCGCCCUCGGCGUACCCGAUCCUCAACGUCUCGAGCUCGUCCGACAUGAUGUUCAUCUACCCAAACUACCGUACCAACGCUUUUGGCCUCCUCCCCGGAAAAGAGAUCGCGGCAGACCCAAACUCGGAUCUGAACCCCGGCCUGCUGGACCAGGAGGCCGUGCUGAAGUGGACCAAAAAGUACGUGAAGCAAUUCGGCGGCGACCCGGACGACGUGACAAUCUGGGGCCAGUCGGCGGGCGGCGGCAGCGUGCUGGCGCAGUCCCUCGGCCGGGGCGGGAAGCAGGGCCUGUUUCGCAAGGCCAUGGCUAGCAGCCCGUUCUGGCCCAAGACGUACGCGUACGACAGCCCCGAGGCGCAGGCCCUCUACGACGAGCUCGCCGCCCGCACGGGGUGCGCCGGCGCCGACAGCUUGGCUUGCCUGAAGAAGGCGGACGUGCAGGCGAUCCGGGACGCCAGCCUGGCCAUCUCGAACUUGCACGUGACAAACACCUCAUCCUUUACGUGGUCGCCCGUCAUCGACGGCGAGUUCCUGCAAGAACCGCUCUCCAAAGCCGCCGCGGCCGGCAGGGUGAAUAUGGACCUGGCCUUCGCGCUGUACAACACGCAUGAGGGCGAGAGCUUCCUCCCCGCCGGGCUCGCGAGCGCGGCGAAUGCGGGGUCCCCACCGUUCAACUCGAGCGAGGCUUCGUUUAACAAGUGGCUUAGGGGGUUCCUACCCGGCUUCGGCGACCGGGAGAUUGAGGGCGUGAAGAGGUUGUACCCCGCGGCUGGCACCACGGAGACGAUUUCGUACAACACGACCUACGUGCGGGCGGGUCUCAUCUACCGGGACGUUGUCUUGUCAUGCCCAGCGUUUUGGUUCUCUGGCGCCGCGCCAAGGGGUGGAUAUUUGGGCGAGUACUCGCUCAACCCGUCCAAGCAUGCCAGCGAUACCGUUUGGUGGAAUCAGAUCAACGCAGUGCAGACGUCGGACCCUGCCCGCUACCAGGGCUACGCCGGUGCCUUUGCCUCUUUCUUCCAGACGGGCGACCCCAAUGCUCUCAAGCUGUCGGCAUCGACGGAAGCUGGUGUACCGCCCCUCAAGGACAGCAAGGAAUGGGUGGUUGACCCAGCGGGCUUCGCGGCUGCUGAUCUGGGACAACUAGAGAAAAGAUGUGGAUUUUGGAAGAAGACGGCUGCAAAGAUACCCAUUUGA
Messenger RNA from Colletotrichum orchidophilum, 1626 nucleotides. Its product is annotated as carboxylesterase. The transcript has 4 exons. NCBI's taxonomy places the organism in Eukaryota, Fungi, Ascomycota, Sordariomycetes, Glomerellales, Glomerellaceae. The record is from RefSeq and is a predicted model, not a curated record. The coding region runs from base 1 to 1626 and encodes 541 amino acids.